Molecule: messenger RNA, 1494 nt
Organism: Exophiala xenobiotica
Lineage: Eukaryota; Fungi; Ascomycota; Eurotiomycetes; Chaetothyriales; Herpotrichiellaceae
Exons: 4
Coding region: 1-1494 (497 amino acids)
Biological process (GO): proton export across plasma membrane; sodium ion export across plasma membrane; regulation of membrane potential
Cellular component (GO): plasma membrane
Molecular function (GO): sodium:proton antiporter activity
Source: RefSeq, a predicted model, not a curated record
AUGCCUACGUUAGACCUCAGCAAUUAUAACAUCAUCUGCGCGGUUGCCGGAGGAUUCACCGCUCUCUAUGGCUUGGUAUCAUACCUCCUGAAGGAGAAAUUCUACUUGUCAGAAGCACUGUUAUCUCUAGGUGUCGGAGUACUCUUUGGGCCUGCUGCGAAUUGGAUCCGGCCUCUCGAUUACGCUCUGGACGAUGAGGUCAACCUAGAAAACAUCAACCGCAAUUUCUGCCGACUGGUCUUGGGUGUUCAACUGGUCAUCGCCGGCAUCCAACUGCCUCCGAAAUAUCUAAAGACGGAAUGGAAAAGCUUGGCCUACCUCUUGGGUCCGGGAAUGACGUUGAUGUGGAUAUUCACAAGCCUGCUCGUCUGGGCGCUUGUACCAAACAUCACCUUCCUGUACUCCCUCGCCAUUGGGGCGUGCGUGACACCUACAGACCCGGUGUUGUCAGCGACCAUUGUCAGAGGCAAGUUUGCUGACAAGCACAUCCCACGGCCGCUCCAGGAUCUCAUCAUCGCCGAAUCUGGCGCCAAUGACGGCUUGGGCUAUCCCUUCCUGUUUUUGCCACUGUACCUGAUCACCUACGUUGGGCAGGGAGCAUAUGGGCAUACCGCAGGCAAGGCUAUCGGCAUGUGGUUCUAUGAAACAUGGGCUUAUGAGGUCCUUGUCAGCUGCGCCUACGGGGCGAUGUGUGGUUGGAUCGCCAAAAGACUCCUGCACUGGGCAGAAGACAGAGACUGGGUUGACAGGGAGAGUUUUCUGAUCUUCGCACUCGCCUUGGCUUUGUUCAUCAUCGGAACCGACGGCCUCGUUGGAAGCGACGAUGUCUUGGCCUGUUUCGCCGCCGGCAAUGUCUUCACUUGGGAUGAUUGGUUCCGAGUCGAGACAAAGGAUGAUUCCCUGCAACCGAGCAUCGACAUGAUCCUUAACGUCACCAUCUUCAUCUGGUUCGGUGCUGUAUGUCCAUGGUAUAGCUUCGCGCACAACGACCUGAUUCCGAUAUAUCGCCUCAUUCCUUUGGGCAUUCUCGUUCUCUUGCUUCGUCGCCCACCGGUACUUCUGCUCCUACACAAGCGCAUCCACCAGACCGAGCGAUGGCGACAAGCCACCACCGUUGGGUUUUUCGGCCCAAUUGGCGUCGGUGCUAUCUUCUAUUUGUCAAUCAGUCAGGAAUAUCUCCGCGAUCAGGUAUUGGAUCGGAACGGCAAUCCCAGGGAGGACGCUGUGAGACUCAGGGAGACCAUGACAGUCGUCAUCUGGUUCCUGGUUGUCUGCAGUAUUAUUGUCCAUGGCCUCACUAUUCCCAUCGUGAAAUUGGGACUGCACCUCUCGGCCAGUGAUGAGUCAGAAGAGAGUGGUGUCGUCCAAGAAACCAAACGAAGGCAGGAUGAGAAUGGCAGCGCUGAGCCUGUGUCACACUUGGCUGGUGGUGAUCCGCUUACAAGCGGUGACCAUUCGACCAGCGAACCAGGUCAGGACAACAGGGCCCGGUGA